AUGUUUUUACUUAAGAAUGUGAUCAAAGGUCCAAUUUCUUUUGCAAGUCUACGAACUGUGCAAGGAGUGACGUACGAUACAUUUCAAGAAGCAUGCAAAGCAAUGGGUUUGUUAGAAGAUGAUUUACAAUUGGAAAACACAUUAUCUGAAGCUACUGUAUGUUUUACUUCACCGUCUAUAAGAUAUUUAUUUGCCAUUUUGAUAGUAUUUUGCCAAGUAACAGACCCGAUAAGGCUUUGGCAAGAUCAUCGUGCAAGUAUGGCUGAAGACGUAUUGUUUCGAAAACAAAAAGAUUGUCCAUCAGAUGAUAUAAAUUAUGAUGAAAAUAUUUUUAAUGAAGCUUUACUUGAGUUGAAAAAAGUGGUGCAAUCAGUUUCUGGCAAAAAUAUCACUGAUUUUGGAUUAAUUCUAUCGAACAAUAUAGAUCUGAAUACCAAUACUGAAUACUUGCGAGAGACGUCCUACGAUAGUGUCCGUCUAUUACAGGUCGUUCAAAAUGAGAGACGUUUAAACUCUGAUCAGAAAACGGUUUAUGACGCAGUAAUGACAUCUAUUUAUAAUUACGAAGGCAAAACAUUUUUCCUUGAUGCCCCUGGAGGUACAGGAAAAACAUUUUUAAUUAAUUUAUUGCUCACCAAAAUAAGAACAGACAGAAAAAUCGUUCUUGCUGUGGCUUCAUGUGGAAUUGCAGCUACUCUUUUAGAAGGUGGUCGAACUGCGCAUAGCACUUUCAAGAUCCCACUAAAAAUGUCCUACGAUGACACAUCAAGUGUCUGUAAUAUAUCCAAACAAAGCAACACUGCUCAAUUGAUGCGGGAUUAUGUAUUCAUUGUUUGGGACGAAGCAUCCAUGUCCCACAAAAGCUCGGUUGAGGCAUUGGAUAGAACCUUGCGGGUCUUACGUAAUAAAAAUACAUUAAUGGGUGGCUGUACAGUCUUAUUUUCUAGAGAUUUUCGUCAAAUCUUGCCAGUUGUAGUAAGAGGAACGAGAGCUGAUGAAGUCAAUGCAUCAUUAAAGAGAUCUUACAUUUGGCCAGACAUAACUAAAUUGAAACUUAAAACUAAUAUGAGAAUAUUAUCAUCUGACCAAGGAAAUAAAACUUUUGCUGAUGCUUUACUCCGUGUUGGUAAUGGUCAGUCACUGACUAGAAAUGGUAAAAUUGAUCUGUCUGAGCUUUGUUUUUUGAUGUCUAAUUUGAUGGACCUAAUUGAAAAUGUUUACCCAGAUUUACCUAAUAUUUCGACUAAAACGCCAAGUUCGUUUCAAGAAAAAGCAAUAUUGUCACCAACUAACGAUCAAGUCAAUAAAAUAAAUGACAUGAUACUGUUAAAAUUCAACGCACCAACAAAAGUUUACUAUUCCAUUGACACUCUUUUAGAUGCAGAGGAGGCGAUACAUUAUCCAACUGAAUUUUUAGUUUCUUUAUCACCUUCAAGGACCCCACCACACAAAUUAAUUCUAAAAAUAGGGUCUCCUAUAAUUUUACUUCGUAACUUAAGUCCACCUAAAUUAUGCAACGGUACAAGAUUACAAAUAAAGUCUUUAAAAAACUGUCUGCUUGAGUGUAUAAUCCUUACUGGCUGCGGAGCUGGGGAAAUGGUCUUAGUUCCUAGAAUACCAAUGAUACCAACCAAUUUGCCAUUCCAGUUCAAACGGCUCCAAUUUCCCGUGAAAUUAAGCUUUGCAAUGACUAUAAGGCACAAGGUCAAACAUUAA
Rhopalosiphum padi (bird cherry-oat aphid) is the source of this 1716-nucleotide messenger RNA. RefSeq lists its product as uncharacterized. The transcript has a single exon. Gene Ontology annotation, biological process: telomere maintenance; DNA repair. NCBI's taxonomy places the organism in Eukaryota, Metazoa, Arthropoda, Insecta, Hemiptera, Aphididae. The coding region runs from base 1 to 1716 and encodes 571 amino acids. Gene Ontology annotation, molecular function: DNA helicase activity. The record is from RefSeq and is a predicted model, not a curated record.